This is a messenger RNA of Lycium ferocissimum, 3791 nucleotides long. RefSeq names its product receptor protein-tyrosine kinase CEPR1-like. The transcript has 2 exons. The coding region runs from base 732 to 3563 and encodes 943 amino acids. Gene Ontology annotation, biological process: protein phosphorylation. Gene Ontology annotation, molecular function: receptor serine/threonine kinase binding; ATP binding; protein kinase activity. The record is from RefSeq and is a predicted model, not a curated record. Lineage: Eukaryota; Viridiplantae; Streptophyta; Magnoliopsida; Solanales; Solanaceae.
AUGAUACACAGUUUUUGCGCGGAUAUUUGGAUGACACCAAAGUUCAUUACUAAAAGUAGUGCGAGUCAGUGACUUUUUGUCUCAUAGCCUAAAUUAAUAAGAAAAUAGCACUAGCCAUAGGAGAUCUAUAUAAAAGCAACCCCAACCCCCCCUCCCACCAUCCAUAUGAUAAUAUCUCACUAGCUAAAAAAGUUGAUGCUUAUCUAUAUGCAUAUGGAGCAUGGGCCCCCCAUCUGACAAUUUUGUGAAUAGAUAUAAAACAUGCAGCAUUAACAGAUAAAUAGUAGUGUAUUUGAUACAUAGCAUGCUUAAGUGGAAGGCGACACGAAAUAUAAUACAAACCCAAAUUUAUACUAGUUGUCAUCCCCCUAAUCGUAUAAGUACCUUUUUAUGGGCACGAAUAUAAAUCAUGCCCCAUUGGGAUUAGUGUUGAGAGGUCUUGAUCAACAAAUUAAAGCCAUGCAAAAAAUAAAGAUCAGAUGCUGUUCACUUAGACAACUCUUGAGCAUAAAAGCUUUAGAUCAAUCUUAUUCUCUUGGAGUGCUAGUGGGGGUAUAAACAUAAAGCUUCUAUCUCCAACUAUUUCAUCAUCAUGGCUUCUUACUGCUGUACCCUAUGAUCGUAUCAAUCAUCCCAUUUAUAUAUUUCUUCUCUUCUCUGCAAUAACAAAAAAACAACCACCUCCCUCUUUGACAACAAAAUAUAAUUCACUUGGGAACUGUUCUUAAUAUAUGGCUCCUCAGAAAGUUAUGAUCCUUCUUGUAUUCUUGCUUACCAUGUCCAGCUUUUGUCAAGGGAUUAUAAAUGACCAGUCUCAGUUCUUUGCUCUUUUGAAGAAGUCUGUCAGUACAGGGAACUCCUCCUUGUCUGAAUGGGAUGGAAAACCUAUUUGCAACUAUAGUGGAGUUGGUUGUGAUGAUCAGGGGAAUGUUACCAAGAUUGAUCUUUAUGGAUGGUCACUAUCUGGCUUAUUUCCUUAUGAUGUGUGUUCUUUCCUGCCAGGGUUGCGCAUUCUUCGUCUUGGUCAUAACAAUUUCCAGGGUACCUUCCCUAGCAGCAUUUCUAAUUGUUCUCUCUUGGAAGAGCUGAAUAUGGUUUCCACAUCCUUUACGGGACCACUUCCAGACUUUUCACCUUUGCAAUCUUUGAGGUUACUUAACCUUUCAUAUAACCACUUCACAGGUGAAUUUCCUUUGUCAAUUAUCAACCUCACAAAUCUAGAGUUGCUGGACUUCAAUGAGAACCGUGAUUUCAACCCAUGGGAACUGCCAGAAAACAUUUCAAGGCUGACUAAACUCCGGUGGAUGGUCUUAACAGCUUGCAAGUUACUUGGAAGAAUCCCGGCAUCAAUAGGAAAUAUGACAGCUCUUGUAGAUCUUGAAUUAAGCGAGAAUCGUUUAACUGGUCGGAUACCAAGAGAGCUGGGCCAGCUGAAGAAGUUGAAAAUGCUUGAACUUUACUACAACCAACUUGAGGGUGAAAUACCUGAGGAGCUUGGAAAUCUGACUGAACUCGUGGAUUUGGAUAUGUCAGUCAACAGAUUGGCAGGCAAAGUUCCAGAAUCUAUAUGCCGCCUACCAAAGCUGCAAGUGUUGCAGCUAUAUAACAACACUCUUUCAGGAGACUUUCCUGCCUCCCUUGCAAACUCAACAACCUUAACCAUUCUAUCACUUUAUGAUAAUUACUUGACAGGGGACGUCCCACAAAAUUUUGGUGUUUCAUCAUCGUUGCUAGCAUUGGACUUGUCAGAAAAUUACUUAUCUGGACAACUACCAGCUCAGCUGUGUCACGGAGGUAAGUUGAUGUACAUUCUUUUACUCCAAAACAUUUUCUCUGGAGAACUACCAGAAAACUAUGCGAAAUGUGAGACUCUAAUCCGCUUCCGAGUUAGUGAAAAUCAUUUGGAGGGAAGAAUACCAGAAAUGCUUCUUGCUCUUCCACAUGCUUCAAUUAUUGACCUGAGCUAUAACAAUCUAACUGGUCCAAUCCCCACAACGAUCAGAAACGCUAAGAACUUGUCAGAGCUUUUCAUGCAGAGUAACAGGCUUUCUGGCACACUUCCUCGUGAAAUUUCAACAACUUCCAAUCUAGUGAAGAUUGAUCUCAGCAAUAACCUCCUGUCUGGACCCAUUCCUUCAGAAAUUGGUAACCUCAAAAGACUAAAUUUGUUGAUCUUACAAGGUAACAAAUUAACUUCUUACAUUCCUGAGACUCUUUCUUCACUUGACUCUCUCAAUUAUCUUGACCUGUCAAACAAUUUUUUGAUGGGGAAGAUUCCUGAAACCCUUGGUGAACUGCUACCAAAUUCCAUGAACUUGUCAAACAAUUUGCUUUCUGGUCCUGUACCUCCCUUAUUUAUAAAGGGAGGUGUCCUGGAAAGUCUUUCGGGCAAUCCAGGACUCUGUCUUCCCCCUUUUCUGAGUUCGUCUGGCAAAAGUUUUCCUUUAUGUCCACAAAGUUAUGACCGGAAGAAAAGAAACCUUAUUUGGGUUAUUGGGAUAUCAUUGGGACUUGUAAUUCUAGGACUUGUGCUGUUCCUCAAGCGGUGGUUUCGUAACAAAAGGACCGCGAUGGAACAUGAGGAAUCCUUGUCGUCGUCAUUUUUCACCUAUGAUGUUAAGAGUUUCCAUCGCUUGAGUUUUGAUGAACGUGAAAUUUUUGAGGCCAUGAAUGAGAAAAACAUUGUUGGAUACGGAGGGUCUGGAGCUGUCUACAGGGUUGACUUAAGUCAUGGGGGAGUCGUUGCGGUAAAGAAGCUGUGGAGUCACAAACACAAGCAUUCUGUUUCAGAGAAUCAACUAGUUUUGAACAAGGAACUCAAAACCGAGGUUGAAACUCUUGGAAACAUUAGGCACAACAACAUUGUGAAGUUAUACUGCUUUUUCUCUAGUUUGGAGUGUAGUUUGUUGGUUUACCAGUACAUGCCAAAUGGGAAUCUUGGGGAUGCUCUUCAUGGAGGAAAAAUCCUCUUGGAUUGGCCUAUUCGUCAUCGGAUUGCACUGGGCAUAGCUCAAGGGUUGGCCUACCUUCACCAUGAUCUUUUGCCACCAAUAAUUCACAGAGACAUCAAAACAACCAACAUCCUCCUGGACGUCGAUUACCAGCCAAAGGUUGCAGAUUUCGGAAUAGCCAAAGUUUUGCAAGCCAGAGGAGGGAAAGAUUGCACUACCACACUUAUUGCAGGGACAUGUGGUUACUUGGCUCCAGAAUAUGCAUAUUCUUCCAAGGCGACGACAAAAUGUGAUGUGUAUAGCUUUGGAGUAGUUUUAAUGGAACUGAUCACAGGGAAGAAGCCAGUUGAGGCAGAAUUUGGGGAGAACAAGAACAUUGUUUUCUGGGUAUCAACCAAGGUGGACACAAAGGAAGGAGCAUUUGAGGUGUUAGACAAAAGAGUGUCAGGAUCAUUCAAGGAAGAGAUGAUUAAGGUUCUUCGAAUUGCAGUACGUUGCACAUAUAGUUCAGCAGCCGACCGUCCUACCAUGAAUGAAGUUGUUCAACUGCUAACUGAGGCACAACCUUGCACAUACUACGAUUCUUGUAAACAAGCCAAUGGACAUACCUGAUUUCUGAUUACAACAAUUUUUGUUUGUUUAGGAAAAGCCCCUAGCUCGCUAACCGUAUGCUCUAAGAGAAUCAGUCUCUCUCUCUCUCUCUCUCUCUCUCUCUUCUAACAAAAAGUUAACAUAGGUUCUCUUUAUCUUCUUUCUUUCCUUUAUACUAUUGUCUUUUUGCUUUCUAUUUUUUGGCCUGUUUGAUACUUUAUGAAUAUAUACAACUUCUUUAUGACAACA